This is a messenger RNA of Dromiciops gliroides (monito del monte), 630 nucleotides long. RefSeq names its product 40S ribosomal protein S2-like. Gene Ontology annotation, biological process: translation. The record is from RefSeq and is a predicted model, not a curated record. Bases 10 to 630 code for a protein of 206 amino acids. Gene Ontology annotation, cellular component: cytosolic small ribosomal subunit; ribosome. The transcript has a single exon. Gene Ontology annotation, molecular function: structural constituent of ribosome; RNA binding. NCBI's taxonomy places the organism in Eukaryota, Metazoa, Chordata, Mammalia, Microbiotheria, Microbiotheriidae.
AGCAAGGACAUGAAGAUCAAGUCUUUGGAGGAAAUCUAUCUUUUCUCCCUUCCUAUUAAGAAAUCUGAGAUCAUAGAUUUCUUCCUGGGGUCUUCAUUGAAGGAUGAGGUUCUGAAGAUCAAGUCUGUUCAGAAACAAACUACAGCUGGACAAUGUACCAGGUUCAAGGCUUUUGUAGCCAUUGGUGACUACAAUGGCCAUGUUGGCUUGAGUGUCAAGUGCUCCAAGGAAGUAGCCACAGCUAUUCGUGGUGCUAUCAUUCUGGCCAAGCUGCCCAUAGCUCCUGUGAGACAUGGCUACUGGGGGAACAAGAUUGGCAAGCCUCACAUAGUACCCUGCAAGGUCACUGGUACUGGCAUUGUCUUGGCUCCUCUGCCUAAGAAGCGCCUGAUGGUGGCUGGAAUUGAUGACUGCUACACUUCUGCAAGGGGCUGUACUGCCACUCUGGGCAACUUUGCUAAAGCUACCUUCAAUGCCAUCUCUGAAACAUACAGCUACCUAACUCCAGACCUGUGGAAGGAGACUGUGUUUACUAAGUCUCCCUAUCAGGAAUUCACUGACCAUCUUGUGAAGACUCACACAUGGGUGUCUGUCCAGAGGACCCAGGCAACUGCUGUGGCAACCACAUAA